AGGUUACUACUUCCGUAUGACGUCAUAAAGUGGCCGUCUUGUUCAGCAGCAUGUGCCGCCAUCGGUGAAACAACUGAAUAGAAUUGGACAAGAAUGGAAGAGCCGCAGGUGGACGAAAUAGACACGAAUGAGUUUACUCGUAUUUAUGUGGAAAGAACUUUGGCCAUCAUUAAACCAGACGCUGUCCACAAAAGUGAGGAGAUUGAGGACAUCAUCCUGACGUCGGGCUUCACGAUCCUGCAGAAGAGGAAGCUUCAGCUGAGUCCAGAACAGUGCAGUGACUUCUACAUAGACCACCACGGAAAACUCACCUUCGACAGACUGACUGCUUACAUGAGCUCUGGUCCGAUCAUUGCCUUGACUCUAGCGCGGGACGACGCUAUAACCCUUUGGAAGUCCAUCAUAGGACCUGUCAAGGCCCCAGAAUGUCAUCCAGAAUGCCUUCGAGCAAAAUACGGCACUUGUGAGCUGCAGAAUGCCCUCCACGGCAGCGACUCCUUUCAUGUGGCUGAGCGAGAGAUCAAAUUCAUGUUCCCAAACACUCUGACCGUUCCCACCAGAGAAGAAACUGAAGAAUACUUGAGUCGAUACGUCAACCAAACAUUGCUGCAAGGACUCACUGAGCUCUGCAAGCACAAGCCAUUAAACCCCUGUGUUUGGCUUGCUGAUUGGCUCGUCAAAAAUAAUCCAAACAAGCCUCAAAUAAGUGACGUUGCUAUUGUGGAAGAAGAACAAUAAUGUCUAGGAAGAACCAAGAGGAAGGUGCGAUUCCAGUAAACGUUCAUUUAUUAAAAGUAUAUUAUUGGUAUUGAUUUCUGGCCAGUUCCAGGUCCUAAAUGGCUGUCAGAGUGUCCCGACUUGUUGGAUUCUCUUCCCAGCCAUCUACUUUUUAGGUGAAUUGCAUGAUUUUUGAUCUACAGGGAGCAGGGAAGCGAAGAAGCAGCAGACCACUUGAUGAUGUAAACAUAGGCACACAUGGAAGUGAUCACGUCGCCGCUAUUAAUACUUUGUCUGCGUUAACACUUAUAAGAACAAUAUCACUAAUACUUGGUUAAAGGCUUACUGGAAUGAAUUUUUUUUAUUUAAACGGGAAUAGCAGAUCCAUUCUAUGUG
Molecule: messenger RNA, 1113 nt
Organism: Entelurus aequoreus (snake pipefish)
Lineage: Eukaryota; Metazoa; Chordata; Actinopteri; Syngnathiformes; Syngnathidae
Gene: nme5
Product: NME/NM23 family member 5
Exons: 5
Coding region: 94-738 (214 amino acids)
Biological process (GO): negative regulation of oxidative stress-induced intrinsic apoptotic signaling pathway; GTP biosynthetic process; UTP biosynthetic process
Molecular function (GO): nucleoside diphosphate kinase activity
Source: RefSeq, a predicted model, not a curated record